Molecule: messenger RNA, 1191 nt
Organism: Ilyonectria robusta
Lineage: Eukaryota; Fungi; Ascomycota; Sordariomycetes; Hypocreales; Nectriaceae
Product: PrpF protein
Exons: 1
Coding region: 1-1191 (396 amino acids)
Source: RefSeq, a predicted model, not a curated record
AUGUCGUCACUACGAGCACUAUCCCUCCAGAAUGCAGUCGCUAAACUGUGUUUCCGCCAUAAUCACAGAACAGUAAUCGGCACACGCUCUGUGGUAACCCUCACAAAGCAAAACAGUCUUCCGGCUGCGUAUUACCGCGGAGGGACUUCACGUGCCAUCUUUUUCCACGACAAAGAUCUACCCGCCGACCGUUCCAAGUGGGAUUCCAUCUUCCUAGGAAGCAUUGGAAGCCCGGAUCCGUACGGACGCCAACUCGAUGGCAUGGGCGGUGGCAUUUCCAGCCUUUCCAAAGUCUGCAUUGUCGGGAAGAGUGAUCGCUCGGAUGCCGACGUCGACUAUAAGUUUGUUUCUCUCGGGAUUAAAGACGAGAAUGUAGACGUCUCCAGCAACUGUGGCAACAUGUCCGCAGCCGUCGGGCCAUAUGCCAUCGACACUGGCUUGGUAUCUGCACCGCGAGGCGCCGAGACCGCUACUGUCCGCAUACACAGCACAAAUACGGGCAAAAUUAUUGAAGCUGGCUUUCCCGUAGUGGAUGGCGAAGCAAUGGUUUAUGGCGGCUUUGCGAUGGACGGUGUUGCUGGGACUGCCGCAAAGGUUGAGCUCAAGUUUUUAGACCCUGCGGGUUCAAAGACCGGAAAGCUGUUCCCCACGGAUGCUGUGACGGAAGAAAUCGACGGUGUUCGCACAACAUGCAUUGAUGCAGGGAACCCUUGCUGCUUUCUACCAGCGGCAGAUCUCGGCAUUGAUGGCACCAUUAGUCCUCAGCAUAUUGAAGAUCACCCAACCUUGGGCGCUAAGCUGGAAGCCAUCCGUCGCAAAGCCGCAGUCAAGAUGGGAAUCGCAAAGACGGAGAGCGCUGUACCCGGCAGUGUUCCCAAGAUCGCAAUUGUGUCCACACCUAGAGACGCAAGCAAAAACAAUCUCGUCAUUCGCGCCAUGUCUGUCGGGCAACCUCACAAAGCGAUCCCCGUUACCGUCGCCUUGGCUGCGGCAUCAGCGGCAAAUGUUAGUGGAACUGUCGUUGCUGGCUGUCUCGCCGGGGGCUCUCUUGUCGGUCCAGAGGUCACAGUCAACCAUGCUAGUGGGAGUCUCGUUGUAGCCGCCGACUUUGAUGCCACCGGAACGCUGCGGUCGGCGACGGUAUUCCGAACAGCGAGAAGACUGAUGGAGGGAAGGGUGUUUUGGAAGUAG